Callithrix jacchus (white-tufted-ear marmoset) is the source of this 1036-nucleotide messenger RNA. Its product is annotated as ubiquitin-conjugating enzyme E2 H. The record is from RefSeq and is a predicted model, not a curated record. NCBI's taxonomy places the organism in Eukaryota, Metazoa, Chordata, Mammalia, Primates, Cebidae.
UCCAGAGCGAGGCUGGGGUAGGGAGGCUGACUGAGCUGGAGUCGUCCGCUUGUAGUGGAGGCUGCUAGGAGUCGGCCAGAGGGUGAGCGGGGAGCAGGCGAGCGAGCCACAGAGUAGGCAGGAGGGAGCGUCGCGCGGCGCAGAGGAGCGCCGGGGUCGGGCCGGGGCGGAACCACAGCCGGAGUAGGGCAGCCCGAGCCGGGCGCCGCGGGGUCCCCACCCCCACUCGGCCGGACAGUGCCCGGUGUUCCCCCGUGCUGGGGGCGGCGGCGGCGGCGGACGGGACCGCCGGGACCGCGGGGGUGUUGCCACCUCCACCGAGGAGCCGGGGCCCGGGCCCCGUGACAGACGGGCCGAGGAAGGGAGAGAGGCGGCGGCGACACCAUGUCAUCUCCCAGUCCGGGCAAGAGGCGGAUGGACACGGACGUGGUGAAGCUCAUUGAGAGUAAACAUGAGGUUACGAUCCUGGGAGGACUCAAUGAAUUUGUAGUGAAGUUUUAUGGACCACAAGGAACACCAUAUGAAGGCGGUGUAUGGAAAGUUAGAGUGGACCUACCUGAUAAAUACCCUUUCAAAUCUCCAUCUAUAGGAUUCAUGAAUAAAAUUUUGCAUCCCAACAUUGAUGAAGCGUCAGGAACUCUGUGUCUAGAUGUAAUUAAUCAAACUUGGACAGCUCUCUAUGAUCUUACCAAUAUAUUUGAGUCCUUCGGGCCCCAGUUUUUGGCCUAUCCUAACCCUAUAGAUCCUCUCAAUGGUGACGCUGCAGCCAUGUACCUCCACCGACCAGAAGAAUACAAGCAGAAAAUUAAAGAGUACAUCCAGAAAUACGCCACGGAGGAGGCGCUGAAAGAGCAGGAAGAGGGCACCGGGGACAGCUCAUUGGAAAGCUCUAUGUCUGACUUUUCCGAAGAUGAGGCCCAGGAUAUGGAGUUGUAGUAGAAAAAGCACCUGCUUUUCAGAAAGACUAUUAUUUUCUAACCAUGAGAAGCAGAGUAUAAUAUUCAUGUUUAAACAAAGCAAUUUUUUUAUUACUAAA